This is a messenger RNA of Colias croceus (clouded yellow), 3867 nucleotides long. Its product is annotated as transmembrane emp24 domain-containing protein 5-like. The record is from RefSeq and is a predicted model, not a curated record. The transcript has 8 exons. Gene Ontology annotation, cellular component: endoplasmic reticulum-Golgi intermediate compartment; endoplasmic reticulum; Golgi apparatus. Bases 2208 to 2891 code for a protein of 227 amino acids. Lineage: Eukaryota; Metazoa; Arthropoda; Insecta; Lepidoptera; Pieridae. Gene Ontology annotation, biological process: Golgi organization; endoplasmic reticulum to Golgi vesicle-mediated transport; intracellular protein transport.
AGUGUGCGUUACCCAGGCAAAAUGUUUUGCUUUAGAGAGAUGAGACUUAAACAAAUAAUUAGUGUAUCAUGAGGAGCAAUUUGUUUACUAAUAGCAAAAUUUGUUUGAAUUGUAGUUUUUAAGUUAUUUAAGAAAAACAAAUUUUGCUGGAGUGACGUUUGAAACGUUACCCAGGCAAAAUCGUCUUUCAAAAAUUAGUUUCAGCACGGAACCAAAUACAUGAAUAGAUAGCUUUUGUUGAGUAGUAAAUGUUUAUAAAUAGCAAAAUUUGUGUGUGGUAUAGUUCUUUAGUUAUUUAAGAUUUUGCUGCGGUAACGUUUUGGGAUUUCCCAGAUCUCGAAAACGGCUCAACGCAGAAGUUUGAAAAAAAUACCAAUAAAAGACCUUAAUUUGUUUAAAUUUGUUUAAUCAUUAGUUUUUGAUUUGGUUGACGUAAACCAAUGUAAUUAAAUGGUUUCAAAAAUCAGAAGAAGCGGGUUUACAUGUAAACCAAUACACUUAUAACCAAAUAAACAGCUGUAAAAAAUACCCGUGGUUCGACGCUUGUUUACAGCAGACAUUUUAGAUUUCAUACUUUACACGUUAAGAAGAUAAAAACAAAUUUGAUUUAUUUUAGACUGGUCGUACUUUAGCGAUCGAAUACGCAGUUCCCAUAACAUUAAGAAACAUGGCAUACUUUAAACAAAUUAAAAUGAUUCAUGAAAAUUCUUUCCUGUUAAUUUCAGCCUUGAAUUACGGCUCUAAUGAAAGUUAUCUCAAAAACAAGAAUAUGUCAGCAAUUCUCUAAUAAGCCGACCAAAUUGAAAAGGUCACGUAAAAGCGACUGCACCGUACGUACGGGUAAUCUUCGCAAAUUAGCAGCUUGGUAACCGAUGUUUUGUACAGUUAAGCAGAAAAACGUUAUUCGUGAAGCCGAUUUUUUAAUAUUUUUUAAGUGCAGUACCAUAUUACACAAUUUUUACUAGUUAAUAAAAGUGUAAUAUCAUAGUGUAUAAUUUAUAGUGUGAUUUAAAACAAUACAAACAUAUAUACAUGUAGCUAUAUUUUUAGUACUUAAUUUGUUGUUUCUGUUAAACCAAAUGUUUUAUUUUGAUACCACAACGCAAAGCCACGCUAAAAACGUUUUAACGUUCUUGAUGCUAGUCAGAGCAGCGCGCAUCGCUGUGUGCAAUGCAACGCAACAGCUAUAUGCCUUGUCUUACUUACUCUUUAGCUGUGAGUAGUUGAGUACGCUCUAUCUAUGGGUACGCUAGCUCCGACCGAACCAAUGAAACAAUCAGUCGUGAACCAAGUGUUUUGGAGAGAAGUGCUUGUGGUUUAUGUGUGUGUGUACGACGACGUCUUUGAACGAUAUGGUUGCGCUUAUGUAUGGUGCGGUCGCUUUUAUGUGACCUUUUCAAUUUGGUCGGCUCAUUAGAGAAUUGCUGACAUAAUCUUGUUUUUGAGAUAACUUUCAUUAGAGCCGUAAUUCAAAGCUGCAAUUAACAGGAAGGAAUUUUCAGGAAUCAUUUUAAUUUGUUUAAAGUAUGCCAUGUUUCUUAAUGUUAUGGGAACUGCGUAUUUGAUCGCUAAAGUACGACCAGUCUAAAAUAAAUCAAAUUUGUUUUUAUCUUCUUAAUGUGUAAAGUAUGAAAUCUAAUAUUUCUGAUGUAAACAAGCGUCGAACCACGGGUAUUUUUUACAGCUGUUUAUUUGGUUAUAAGUGUAUUGGUUUACAUGUAAACCCGCUUCUUCUGAUUUUUGAAACCAUUUAAUUACAUUGGUUUACGUCAACCAAAUCAAAAACUAAUGAUUAAACAAAUUUAAACAAAUUGAGGUCUUUUAUUGGUAUUUUUUUCAAACUUCUGCGUUGAGCCGUUUUCGAGAUCUGGGAAAUCCCAAAACGUUACCGCAGCAAAAUCUUAAAUAACUAAAGAACUAUACCACACACAAAUUUUGCUAUUUAUAAACAUUUACUACGCAACAAAAGCUAUCUAUUCAUGUAUUUGGUUCCGUGCUGAAACUAAUUUUUGAAAGACGAUUUUGCCUGGGUAACGUUUCAAACGUUACUCCAGCAAAAUUUGUUUUUCUUAAAUAACUUAAAAACUACAAUUCAAACAAAUUUUGCUAUUAGUAAACAAAUUGCUCCUCAUGAUACACUAAUUAUUUGUUUAAGUCUCAUCUCUCUAAAGCAAAACAUUUUGCCUGGGUAACGCACACCUAUCACAAUGCGGUAUAUUUUCCUGACUACAAUUUUUAGUGUCGUGUUCGCAUACGAAAAAGAUAUGACUUUUACUGUACAAGCAGGGAAAACAGACUGUUUUUAUCAUAAAGUUCUUAUGAAUGAAAUAAUAGAUUUAGAAUACCAGGUAAUAGAUGCAUCCCAAGGAGAACUGGACAUAUCGUUUCAACUAGCCGAUCCCGUGGGACGGAUCAUAGUGGCAGAUUAUAAGAAGGCGGAAAACGCGCACAGACACACGUCAGUGUUGGAGGGCGACUAUAGAUUCUGCUUUGAUAACACGUUCAGCACUUUUAGUCAGAAAACUGUAUUUUUCGAUCUGAUGAUAGAUACUGAAGAUUCUCAAAGUAAAGAUUAUGAUGAUAAGGAAAUGGAAUUAGGUAACGCAGCAGAAACAUACGUAAUGCGUGUACGGGAUAUAUCCGAUUCGGUCACAAAACUCAAAGACAACGUGUCAACAGCGAGACGCUUGCAAGAGUUGCUGUCUGCGCACGAAGCAAGGGACCGGAACUUGGCAGAGGACAUGUGUGAUAGAGUGUUAAAAUGGUCGAUAGUACAAAUAUUUUUAAUGAGCGUUAUUGGAGUUAUACAGGUAUUCUUCGUAAAGAGUCUCUUCGAAGACCCAAGCAAUAGGGGUUUCAAGAAAUUAGUUCCUAAUCUAAUGUCACAGUGAUAUUUAUUAUUUACCAAAGAUUAAUUUAGUUCACAAAUAAUCACAAUUAUUAUGAUUUUUUCUUUGUUUUGUAAGUAUAUUUUUUUUUGUAAUAGUAAUUUAAAAAUAGUCAUGACGUUUGUUCAAGUCAUAUUAUAGUACCUAUAAAUCAUUGUAAGAACAAGUUAAACAAAUAAUUGAAUGAUAGAAAAACAAAGAGAUUUUGAUCAGUUGUUCUGAAUGAAAAAUAAUAUUGAAUUAAAUAUGGAAAAGAGAGAUUAACAUUUUUUUCAAAAUGUAAACACUAGUCAGUGUAUUUUUUGCGAGAAAAUAUUCUAAGGGCAUUUUAUUACGUGUUGCUAACUUUGUUAUAUUAAUAAAUACACAAUUAACAAAGUGCUCAAAGGAAAAUCUGAAUUUCCAAACUAUGUAGUAAGUAUGUAAAAGUAAAAAGCGUUACAAUCUAAAACAUAGGUGGAGAGGUCAUACGUAAAUUUUAUAACACAAGUAGUUUUCAAUUCAUGGAGUAUGUAUAGAGUCUGGCCAGCCAAAGCUGAACCCAGUAAAGGGCGGCAAAUUUAAAAAAUAUGGACCUGGUAACAUCGGCUUACUUAGGAAAAAAAAAUUUUGAUACUUUUGAUAUUCUUAGAGGUGAUCAUAGUAUAUGGGUACAUUAGGUACACACCAAAUCAGGAUUUAAAAGUUAUUAAAGGAUGUGGUAGCCCUGUCAAUAAAACAUUUGACUUACAUUAUUUUUUUUGUAUUUACUGAUCAUUGUAACUCUUUGUAUUCACUAAUCAUUUUAAAUAAAAGCUGCCGCACAGCAUUCUCUAUAGUUUUACCCUUAAUUCAACACUUAAACCAAGAAAUUCGCAAAUCCUUGCCAAAUGCAUUUACCAAGCAAUAUUGAAAAUACGUAAGAAGAAUUAAUGUUUUAUACAAACUAUUGAUUUCUGAAUACGCACAUUUUUUGUUUGUAAAUAAAUGAUGUGAGAUA